This is a messenger RNA of Pogoniulus pusillus (Red-fronted tinkerbird), 2310 nucleotides long. RefSeq names its product gastrula zinc finger protein XlCGF8.2DB-like. Lineage: Eukaryota; Metazoa; Chordata; Aves; Piciformes; Lybiidae. The transcript has 4 exons. Gene Ontology annotation, biological process: regulation of transcription by RNA polymerase II. Gene Ontology annotation, molecular function: DNA-binding transcription factor activity, RNA polymerase II-specific; RNA polymerase II cis-regulatory region sequence-specific DNA binding. Bases 251 to 1285 code for a protein of 344 amino acids. The record is from RefSeq and is a predicted model, not a curated record.
GGGCCCUGGGGAGUCUGAGAGGGCAGAAAGGACUCUGAGAGAGGAGCACACCUGGCACCUGGUGACCCCCGACGUGAUUUCUCGGGACGAGGAAGAGUCUGGCAGCGGAUGGCAGGAGGAAGCAGGGCUCUGGCCUGCUGGUGAAGGGAGCCAGGCCUACAUUAGAGUGUAUCUUCUGUGGAGAAGCAGUGCUUCGUUCUUAAAGGGACAGAGUGCAUUUGUAAGAGCAGUGACCUCGUGCUCCACUAACAUGGCCUCAGAGAAGGACCUAGACAAGAGCUGGGAGGAGAAGCAGUGCCCAGAGAGUAAGAUGGAGCAGACCAAGUGCAGCCUGAAGAAUGAGGAGAAAGAUCUCAAGACAGAGAAUGAUAAUGAGGGGAAUGAUGACUGUGAUGAUGUUGAGUAUGAGGAUGAUGUUCAGGGUGAAGAUGACCAUGAUGAGGAGGAGGAAUAUGAAGAAGAGAUUGAGUUGCUCUCAGCCCCCUCUAUGCCAGUCAAGCAGCUGCCUCAGUGUCCUGAGUGUGGGCAGAGCUUCAAAGGGCACUACAGGUUGAUUGAACACCGCCGAAGCCACACGGGCGAGAAGCCCUUCAGCUGUGCUGACUGUGACAAGAGAUUCACAGAGCGCUCAAACCUCAUUGUCCACCGCCGAACCCACACGGGCGAGAAGCCCUUCAGCUGUGCUGACUGUGACAAGAGAUUCACACAGCGCUCAAACCUCAUUGCCCACCGCCGAACCCACACGGGCGAGAAGCCCUUCAGCUGUGCUGACUGUGACAUGAGAUUCACACAGCACUCACACCUCAUUGUCCACCGCCGAAUCCACACGGGCGAGAAGCCCUUCAGCUGUGCUGACUGCAGCAAGAGUUUCACUCACAAGUCUGACCUCACCCAGCACGGCAGUGUGCACACCACUGAGAAGUCCUUCAGCUGUGGGGACUGUGGAAAGACCUUCAAACGCAGCUCCACUCUCACCAUCCACCGCCGCACGCACACCAGAGAGCACCUGUACCCCUGUGCAGAGUGCAGCAAGAGCUUCACCACGAGCUCACAGUUGAUCCAGCACAGACUCAUCCACAGCGGUGAGAAACCCUACAGCUGCAGGGACUGUGGCAAGACCUUCACCCAGAGCUAUCACCUCACCCAGCACCGUCGUGUCCACAGUGGUGAGAAGCCCUUCACCUGCUCUGACUGCAGCAAGAGCUUCACCUGCAGCUCUGCCCUCACCAAGCACCAUCGUGUCCACAGCAGUGAGAAGCCCUUCAGCUGCUCUGACUGCGUGUGAUGGUUUAGGCUCUUACCUGCCCCCCCCCCCACUUUGUAUUUUCCCCAGCUAACUCAGAAGGGACUCCAGGAAUAUAAAUGAAGCUAUUUGUUUUACAGCAGCAAAUAUACAAGCAGCUAUUCACAAUAUAUACAGUUAUAUACAGAAAUAUACAAAGGAUAAACAAUACAGAAGCACAACUCCCCUCCCAGAAACCUGAGUCCCCAGGAGGGGCUCUCAAACCACCCCAACACCUCCCCUUGCCCUCUCAACCUUACCCCAGUUCUCAGAAAGCAGAGAGGUGCAGCCAAGAGGUUAGGGAGCAAGGUAAGUGGCAGCAAGGUUAAUGAGAUGCAGCUUCGUCAAAGCCCAGAAGCAAAGUGAGAGACAAAAUGGAGAAUGCUAUCAAAUGUUUUCUUCUUCUUCCCAGAACUCUCAGCGUGACUGUGAGAGAAGUUGACAUCACCAUUGUUUUCAUUUUUCACAGCCCAUUAUCUAGUUCUUUUACCAAAACAUUCCAGCUUGCUUCAAACUAGCACACUGCGGCAAGAGCUUCACCUGUAGCUCUGCCCUGACCCAGCACCGUCGUGUCCACAGUGGUGAGAAGCCUUCACCUGCUCUGACUGUGGCAAGAGCUUCACCCGCAGACACACUCUCACUUCCCACCACUGUACCCACACUGGCGACCAAGCCAUGCUGCAGGGCAAGCACAAAUAGUCCCAGCCCGGGUCUGUGGGGGUUAUUGCACCCUCACCCUGAGAAGGCCUUUCCAGCAGAUUGAACCAAAAUCUCCUCUUUUCCAGAUGCAUUUCUCAGAGGCUGGGGGCUCCAGCAGGAACCAACACCUCCUGCCCUGUUGAGCACCAAUCAGUGCUGCUGAGAAUCAUGGCAGUGCUGAGUCAGCACAGCCAGAGCUGCUGUUGGAGCUGGGCUGAGCUGUGCAGGGAUUUGUCUGGUUCUUUCCCCCUAUGCUUUGUGUGUCCCUGGGGUAAAGCCCCUCCUGCCCCGUGCCCAGGUGUGUCAAUAAAAGCCCACAGUGACCCAAA